AUGCGAGGUCUACAGAUCGAAACAAUCGAAGACCUAGCCGCGUCGUCAGAAACAACCCUCCCAACAAUGACAAACACGCACAACCCCAAUCUCAACCUCCGCCUCUCAAUCCUCCAAACCGACCUCGCCCGCAGCCAAUACAUAGUUCGCAGUCUUUUACGAGUCCGACUAGCUAAAAUAACAAAAUACAGCAUGCACUACCUAGUGCUGCUAGCCUCGCGCAACAAAAACCCCCUCGCAUCGCAAACACAAUCAACCGCCUCCUCGCAGAACCCGAACCAGCAGCCCGAGGACUCGGUACCGGACUUAUCAGAGCUGACGGAUCUGGCCCCGCUGUCGGAGCCAGAAUCGUCGUUUCUGCAUGCCCACCAGACGCUCCUGGCGGGCCACUACGCGGGGUCGUUUAUGGGGGCAUUCCCGCGCCAGCUACGGCGGUUGGAUGAUAAUGCCGGUGGGACAAGUAUGGUCCAGGGGCCGGAGUUGAGAGAGGUUGUUUUUGUUCGGUGUCUCGGGGCGGACGUUCCAGUUGUUGUUGGCGGAGAGGAGGAGGAAUAUGAGACGGGGAUUACGAUGCGGAUGGGGGAUGUUUGGGUUGUGAGAUGGGAAGGAGUUAAGGGGGCUUGGGGGAGAGGGGAGGUGGAAUUGUUGUGA
Molecule: messenger RNA, 651 nt
Organism: Penicillium digitatum Pd1
Lineage: Eukaryota; Fungi; Ascomycota; Eurotiomycetes; Eurotiales; Aspergillaceae
Gene: sld5
Product: putative GINS DNA replication complex subunit Sld5
Biological process (GO): DNA-templated DNA replication; double-strand break repair via break-induced replication
Cellular component (GO): GINS complex
Source: RefSeq, a predicted model, not a curated record